Messenger RNA from Eruca vesicaria subsp. sativa (arugula), 2625 nucleotides. NCBI's taxonomy places the organism in Eukaryota, Viridiplantae, Streptophyta, Magnoliopsida, Brassicales, Brassicaceae. The record is from the annotation of a GenBank genome assembly.
AUGGCCAACUCGGUUAACAGUGGUUGCCGUCGUCCUCACUACUUGAUUGUAACUUUUCCGGCUCAGGGUCACAUAAACCCUGCGCUAAAGUUAGCCAACCGCCUCAUCCACCACGGAGCAACCAUCACAUACGCGACCACCAUUUCAGCCCUCCGUCGUAUGGGCGAGCCACCUUCCACCGAAAGCUUGUCCUACGCUUGGUUCUCCGAUGGGUUCGACGACGGUCCCAAGUCCUUCGAGGACCAGAAAAACUACAUGUCGGAGUUCAAACGUCGUGGCUCAGACUCCCUGAGCGACAUCAUCAGAGCCAGUCUCGAGCCAAUCACCGGCGUCAUCUACUCAAUUCUCGUCCCUUGGGCUUCUACUGUGGCGCGUGAGUUUCACCUCCCUGCUACGCUUCUCUGGAUUGAGCCCGCCACUGUACUCGACAUCUACUACUACUACUUCAACGCCUCUCACAACCACCUCUUCGACAAAGAACCGAUUAAAUUACCGAAACUGCCACCGUUCUCCACCGGGGACCUCCCGUCGUUUCUCCAGCCCUCGAAUGUAUUACCGUCCGCUCUUGUAACAUUAAGAGAACACAUCGAAGCUCUCGACUCGGAGUCGAACCCCAAAGUCUUGGUGAACACAUUCUCCGAACUGGAACCGGAAGCGUUAACCUCCAUUGAGAAACUCAGAAUGGUUCCGGUCGGACCGUUGAUUUCCUCCAACGACGAUUCUUCAACAGGUAAAGCUGAUCUGUUCCGAUCAUCAGACAAGGAUUACAUCAAAUGGCUAGACUCGAAGGUGGAGAAGUCCGUGAUUUACGUAUCAUUAGGCUCACACGGGGACGGUUUGUGGGAGAAACACAUGGAGGCGCUCACUAGCGGCGUGUUGGGUACAAGCAGACCGUUUUUAUGGGUCGUGAAGGAGACAAAACCAGAGGAGAAGAAGAGUUGUUUCGUGGAUUUGAUCAGAGGAGAUGAUAAAGGUUUGGUGGUGGGGUGGUGUUCUCAGACAGCGGUUUUGGCGCACCCCUCGGUGGGGUGUUUUGUGACUCAUUGCGGUUGGAACUCUACUCUCGAGAGCUUAGAGAGCGGUGUUCCGGUGGUGGCGUUUCCGCAGUUCGCGGAUCAGUGCACGACUGCGAAGCUUGUGGAGGAUGUGUGGGGGAUUGGGGUGAGAGUGAAGGGAGGUGAGGAAGGACAUGUGGAUGGAGAUGAGAUGAGAGGGUGUUUGGAGAAGGUGAUGGGAGAUGGAGAAGACGCGGAUGAGAUGAGAAGGAUUGCGGCGAGGUGGAAGACACUGGUCGUUGAUGCGGCGGCGGAAGGCGGACCAUCGGAUUUGAAUCUCAAGGGAUUUAUGGAGGAGUGAGACUUCUGAUCUUUUUAGUGUUUAAGGAUGAGGAGUGAAGAUAUGGUCUCUUCAUUCUUCUCCAACUUUCCUGUGCACUACCCUUUCUAAAAAAGGAAAAACUUUUCUAUUCACUGCUGCAAAUUUCAGUUUUCUAUGUUUUAAAGUUUUAAACAUUGAACAAUAGUAAUUUAUCUUACAAUUCUAAAAUGAGAGGAUAUGAAGCCAUUGUUUACUCAAAUUCUGAACUGGGUUUUAGUUUGGGCGAACUUUACACUUUUAUUCGGCCCAAAGAAGGUUCAUUUUUUCUACCCCUAUUUUCUGGUGAAGCUUUUACAGCCGUCUUCCCCGACUUUUCCACUUCGCUUACAUCUCCGUUCUCAGAAUUUGAGCAAUUCUUUAUCAUUCAGCGGUGAUCUUUAAUCUCUUCUUUUUUUGUUUCGUUCCACUUCCCCUUGAUGCUCAUCCUAUACAAAUCGAUGCAUCCACUGUUUCAUUCCACCCAAAUAUCCAUGCCCAUGAAAUCGAUCGGAAGAUCAGUCCUCACCACCGGUAACUCUCCCCAUCGUAGCUGUUAAGAUUGUAAGUUUAUGUGUUAUAUCCAUUGUGGGGAUUUGAUUUGGAUCAGUUCUGUUUUAAAUCUUUAAUCAUGUUCAUCGGUUUGUCAACGAACUAACUCCUAUUCGAUCAGUGAGGGCAAGCUUUAAACUUUUGAGCUGAUGCUUUUUACCUACAGUGUACUCAAUGUCUAGCUGAAAAUUGUCAUAAAUUCAAUCACUUGGAUUCGUUUCGCUGGCGAACAAUAUAAUGAAGCAUCCUCAACUCGCCAUGGCGCGAAGCACAGUAAGGUACACUUCGAAAAGAAUAUCUGUGUAGAGAUAUCAAACCUGAUGAAUUCCCCAUGGGCCUAGGCAGGAAAUUGAACAAAGUAUUCGAUGAUUUAAGUCGCCAUGGCGCGAAGCACAAACAAAGUAUUCGAUGAUUUUAGCCCAUUAACGCUCUCAGUAAAUAACUUGAGUCAUGUAAGAUCACGCUGACCCAACUUGAACAAGAGAUUCAACGGGCCAUAUCACAAGUUGGGCGUAUUCAUUGGAGGGUCUCUUAUAGGAUGAAAUCAACAGAAAGGUAGACUGGGUUGUCUCUUAUAGGAAGAGACCAACAGCAAGGUGGUCUAUUGGUCCCUGCAACACCAGCUCUGAAGCAGUGGUGUUCGAUAUGGAAUACACGAGGUGUCCGGAGGAACAACAUAGGCUGUUUACCAAACUAAGUGUAGCGACUCAAGAGCACCGA